Gilbertella persicaria is the source of this 2787-nucleotide messenger RNA. RefSeq lists its product as uncharacterized. Gene Ontology annotation, cellular component: cytoplasm. Bases 109 to 2775 code for a protein of 888 amino acids. Gene Ontology annotation, biological process: signal transduction; regulation of GTPase activity. The transcript is spliced from 8 exons. Lineage: Eukaryota; Fungi; Mucoromycota; Mucoromycetes; Mucorales; Choanephoraceae. The record is from RefSeq and is a predicted model, not a curated record.
GUCGAGAGAUACUAUUUUAUUAGGAUAGUAUAUUUAUUUUAAAUUAAUUUUUUUCCUCCCUCUUUCUUUCUUUCUUUCUUUUUCACUUUCUUUUUUUCUUAUUUGAUCAUGUCAAAUCAACAAACACUCAUACAACAAUCAUUUCCAAUAUGCCCUAACUGUCAACAAUCUUGCCAAUCAUCUCCUUCUCUAAAAGCCUUUAACCAAGUUUAUCAUGAUGCGUGUUUUGUUUGUGAGGAUUGUCAAAUCCCAUUAAAAGAUAUCAAGUACUACUUGCUUACCAGACAACAGAAAAAAAAGUUAAUUUUAUGUGAAACUCAUUAUCUAAAACGCACUAGUUCAAGUGAAUGCCCUCUUUGUGUAACAGUUAAUCAGUACGAAUUCCAAGAUCAGAGCUAUUGCCGAUUUCAUUAUUCGCUUAUUCCAGAAACACAUUGUGCAGGAUGCGAUCAAGCUAUCCUUAAACAGUUCGUCGAACAUAAAGACUUGCCCAAUCAAAUUUGGCACCCAGAAUGUUAUAUGAUUUAUAAGUUCUGGAAAGUUAAACUAUCUCUUUCACUACCAGAAGAACAAUACGGUUUAAACAUGGACCAAUUGAUUGACAGACAAAAGAAAAUGGAGAAAACAGUCAGUCGAGUCUGGACAGAUUUAUCUUCAUUUGAAGAGUCUUCCGCCAAUUGCAUCUCUGAUAUGCUAUUGAAUGUAGCUGCAGGUGCUCAUAUGGAAGGUAUUCGAAUGGCAAACCAAUUUAUUAUGCAUUUAGAAGUCUUGUUCUCCGCAUUGGAUGUUAUAAAAAAAGAACUCGAAUCUCAUCAUCAAGAAUUUGCUUGUCAAAAAGAUGCUACAUUUAUUUGCAAGCAAAUGACUCAGUUCUUUCAAUUGCUAUCAGCACCUUCAGAAACAACGACACAAGAGUUACUUCAGCUUGUAACUGGAUUAGCACAGAGUUUAAAAUCACUCAUACGAAUUGGACUUUCUGCAGCAAUAUACUUGGAACAUGAAUUUGGACUUGUUGCAAUACCUCGGUUUCUAAACCAAUUGUUAGAGUUAGAAAAAAAGCGCGUCUGGAUUGCAGGAAGAUACUGGUUCAAAGAUCCACCAACACCAACUACAACAACUACAACAGCAACAACACAAGUAUGCUUAAAAUGUCAGCAAGCAAUUCUCGACACCGACUGUUAUCAAUGGCAUAAUUUAAAAUGGCACCCAGCAUGUUUUAUCUGUCAGGUAUGCUCCACGCAAUUAAAUCAUUUAACAGCACACAUUGUCGAUAAAUCACCCUAUUGUGCCUCAUGUAAAAGUCAAGGCGAUCGAGACAUUAUUCAUAUUACACUCUUGACUCGACAAAUUGAACAACUCAAGGCAUAUUUGAACCAAUCUUCAAAGAUACACUCAAUUUCAGAUAAAAAGCAAGACUUGAUUAUGCCACAAGUGAAAAGACAGCGUUCUUUACUAGGUAUGUUAAGCACACCCCGACCAGAACGUAUAGCAUCUGUCGAAUUGAAUCAGAUAAAGACGACAGAAGAAAAGAAAAAGCUUGAUACUCAGCAUGGCAAUUUGCUCACACGAAGCCUUCGUCGUACAUUUAGUCACUCCACAUCUUCUUUAUACCACAUCUUCGAUUCAACGGCUACCAAACCAGAGGUUUCUCACAUGGCUACUUUAACUACUUCACAAGAUUUCAUCGUACGCCAUGCUGCUGUGAUUGCCAUUCAGCCACUUAUUGUGCCCCCAUUUUCACUCGACGAGCUAAUCAACCUUGUUGAAACAAAGCAGCAGAUCAAGAGAACUCGUCCUGCUUCUGUAUUAUGGGGUAAAUUAAUUACACAUAUCAAAUCAUCAUCCUCCAUGUCUUCGCUGGAUCAACAUAUCGUAAAAACAUUCGGCGUACCCUUAUCCGCCGUAGCUAAAAGAGAUCAUGACAGACAAUUAAGAACACAUGGUGUCACUUUAUGUGACUCGAACUAUUCAACCCUAGAUACCUGUUUCUCUGAUAAUGCGAUGGUGCCUCAAUUUGUAAAGAGCUGCAUUUCGGCUAUUUUACAGUCAGACAUGUCGGUUGAAGGCGUAUUUCGUAAAAACGGCAAUAUUCGUCAGCUUAAAUUACUUGUGGAAUCAAUUGACGAUAGAGUAGACACCAUGGAACCAUUGCUUUCAAAUGAGAAUGCAAUUCAACUUGCAGCACUUUUAAAGCGGUACUUAAGAGAACUGCCUGAACCACUCCUGACAUUUGCGCUCUAUCCAUUGUUUGUACGAUGCGGCCGCAUGAUAGAACCGAAUAGAAAAAAAGCACUUCACUUGGCAUGUUGCUUAUUGCCUAAACCAAACAGAGAUACUAUGAUCAUGAUAUUUGCAUGUCUCAAGUGGGUGUCUUGCUUUAGCGAGACAAACAAAAUGGAUGUGGCAAAUUUGGCCCGUGUGAUUGCGCCUAGCGUACUUUACGAUAAACAUGCAGAGUAUCAACAAGGGGCACAACAGGAGGAGAUCAACGUGAUUGAAACCUUGAUUCAUGAAAUCGAUGAUUUUUCUAUUAUACCUUCUGAUUUAACUAUUUUAACAUUGAACGAUAUAAACCAAGACUUGUCUCAUCUUAGUUCAAGGUACUUUGUACACCAUUAUUCGCAAAUAGUGUCUGAAUUGCACGACAAGAAACACUCACCUAUGAAAAAGUAUCACUUUGGCUUACCUUCAAGAAAACGAACCAGUUCCGCACAUAUUAAACAAAGAAGAACUUCUUGGAUACCAGGCUUAUAUAACAAUAAUAAGAAACAGUAAUCAUGUACAACA